Coprinopsis cinerea okayama7#130 is the source of this 1275-nucleotide messenger RNA. RefSeq lists its product as hypothetical. Gene Ontology annotation, cellular component: Cdc73/Paf1 complex. Gene Ontology annotation, molecular function: chromatin binding; RNA polymerase II complex binding. Lineage: Eukaryota; Fungi; Basidiomycota; Agaricomycetes; Agaricales; Psathyrellaceae. The coding region runs from base 1 to 1275 and encodes 424 amino acids. The transcript has 7 exons. The record is from RefSeq and is a predicted model, not a curated record. Gene Ontology annotation, biological process: transcription elongation by RNA polymerase II.
AUGAGUCUCAAAAAGAGCGCAAAACUCGACCUGCUGGUUCGUGUCCGAUACACCAACCCAAUACCGCCGCCGCCAUGCCCUCCCAAAUUGCUGGAUAUUCCAACGAACCCAAUGCGAUAUGCGCGACCUGAAUUCCUAAACGCCGUGGCGAGCGAACAACCCCUACCUAUGAUCGUCGAUGCAGAGUGCGGAAUGCCGUUGGACUUGUCACAAUUCGAAUCAUUAUGGGAUGAAGGAGCGGAUGAUUCAUCAUUAAAUCCCGACCCUAACAACCUACCCCGACUGGAUCCCAAGGAUGCGUUUAUGUUGGGCGACCCCUCGUCUUCAACAGGGAUGUAUCCCACUUCAGGACCCAUUGGUCCAACACCCAUCGCCCCCAUGCCUGCUAGCGUUCCCUGGCUGCGAAAGACCGAAUAUCUCAGUCGGGAAAGUGGUCAACGUGGUACAACAACGCAAGAACCAAAAGUCGCGACAACGACCGUGGUGGACGUUUCGAGGAAUGCACAAUUGGCAACCAUUGAAGCAUCCUUUAAAGCUUGCAAUGACGACUUUGAUCUCGAAAACUUGCGACACCCGAACAACCCCAACCUCACAGCGGUGGAAUCAUAUCCCAUCCUACCCGACGCAGACAUCUGGGCCAACCAAUAUGACUUGUUCCGAUUCUCUGAAAGACCGGGCGAAAGGCCUGCAGAUGUUCCCGAUGAGCGUCUGGAUUGUGCUAUCCUUCGCCCCAUGAAAACGGAGCACGACUCCUUCCUUGCUUAUUACCUCACGAAAGACGACGAUUCGGCAUUGCGUCUCAAGGAGCUACGGGCGUCUCUCAACCCUUAUGAAGUUCCGGAAGAGCAGGAGGAAACUAUCUUCCAAUUCGUUCGAGACUACGAGACUGUCAAGGUCGAACAAGAAGUGCCGAACGAGUUCCUGCUCACGAUACAAGAAGACGAGGGUAUCCGCUCGAUGGCCGACGUCGUCAACGGUACCGACCAGCGCCCAAGGAAAGAAAAGGGUGCUUAUUACAAGAACAUCGAGCGGAAGAUGUUGCUCAAAAAGAAGCGCGCAAACGUAUACGACCAAUACGAUGACAAGUGGGAGAUUAUCCGGGCGAAGUACGCGCCGACGAGCAAGGAGGAAGAGGAGGAGCGACAGGAUGCAUUGGCAGAGGUUGCCGACCCAAUGUACAUGCUCAACCGAGACGCAGAUGGCGAGAUAGAGGUGGAGGAUCAGGCGGAAGAUCCUAGUGUAGCGAUCUUUGGAAACGGCGGGGAUGACUUCUAA